Molecule: messenger RNA, 1318 nt
Organism: Rubroshorea leprosula
Lineage: Eukaryota; Viridiplantae; Streptophyta; Magnoliopsida; Malvales; Dipterocarpaceae
Source: the annotation of a GenBank genome assembly
GCUAAGGACUGGUCCCGGCACGGGGCUCUUGAUAUCAACCGUGUUCGGAGUUCUCCCGUCACCUGUAAUUUCUCAGGGGAGAGAGCCCGAAACGUGGACUUUCCGGUGAGCUCCAACUCCUGACGAGCUCUGCCUUCGAAGACCAAACGCAGGGAGAUCCAAUCCCGUAACGACACCAUCCCUCUUCCAUGCCACCUGCACCAUCAGCUUAAAUAAUACGCAUCGAUUGAAAAGAUCAAAUCUUGAUGGCGAUUCUUUACGCGGUGGUGGCUCGGGGGACGGUGGUGCUGGCCGAGUUCAGUGCGGUCACAGGGAACACUGGGGCGGUUGUGCGACGUAUCCUUGAGAAGCUGCCUAACGAAGCUGAUUCCAGGUUCUGCUUUUCUCAAGAUCGCUACAUCUUUCACAUACUUAGAUCCGAUGGCUUCACCUUCCUGUGUAUGGCAAACGAUACUUUUGGAAGAAGAAUUCCUUUUUCAUACUUGGAGGAUAUCCACAUGCGGUUCAUGAAAAAUUAUGGGAGGGUAGCUCCCUAUGCUCCUGCUUAUGCAAUGAACGAUGAAUUCUCAAGGGUGUUGCAUCAACAAAUGGAAUUUUUCUCUAGUAAUCCUAGUGCAGACACUCUAAAUCGUGUUAGAGGUGAAGUGGGUGAGAUACGUACAAUUAUGGUGGAGAAUAUUGAGAAAAUACUAGAGCGAGGUGACAGAAUUGAGCUUCUUGUUGACAAGACUGCAACAAUGCAAGACAGUGCUUUUCACUUCAGGAAGCAAUCUAAACGCCUUCGCCGAGCUCUUUGGAUGAAAAACGCUAAACUCUUGGCCCUCUUGACUUGCUUAAUCGUUGUGCUGCUGUACAUAAUAAUAGCUGUUUGCUGUGGAGGCAUCACUCUACCCUCAUGCAGAUCGUGAAUUGCAGUCAUUGUGUCUUAAAUUCAUCUUAAAGCAUGCACUACAGCUGCCUGUUAGAUCAUUUGUGCAAGUUUGUCUUGAAGGAGGCUCCUGGUUUCCGAGUUUGCAUUUUUGCAGUAUAUUAUUUCUAAAUACAGUAUCUUUACUGGUUCAAGGUCUCAGAGGCUUCCCGUAAUUUCUGUUGCUAUUGUUGAAACUGCUGUCAAGAUAUUCAUUUUUAGAAAGUUGAGUUGAGCGUUACAUUGUUGCGGAUUAUCUUCUACCCUGUGCAUGCAUGAGUCUUAACAUAUGUCAUGUAUUCUCAAUUCAAAACAUGGUUGUAAUUUCACAGUGUCAUCUGCUUCUACUCAGCCACAUGCUUGUAUUUGUAAAUGUAAAUAUCUGGUUUAAAAUAAUCAUCUAAAUCUUGG